CUCCAUACAGCAGACAGCAUGGUUGUAUCAGAUAGGCAGUGGAGUGGGGACUACAUGCAGUACUGCAGUUCGUCUACAAGGGGGCGCUGUGGUGCCCUGUUUGUACGUAAGGUCCUUGGUGAUGGAUUAGCAGCAAGUCAAGACAGCAGGAUAACAACACAGUUUAAGAACUGGCUUUAAAACAGGCAAUGCACAUAACGCUAUGCAACAAAGACUGUAAUUAUAUUUCGAGUCUUCUAGCAGACCACGGCAGAGAAAAGCUAAACUUUGAUUAUCACUGUUUUUUGGAAAGAAGACCUGAGGUGGAACUCUACUGGAAUCGUAUUGCCUUUUAGCUACUGGCUAACAUGCAGAUGUAGUGUCUGAAGUUGCCCGAAAACAGGACUCUGGGAUAUAUCGAGCUGGAAUUUGCAUGGCCUGCUACUAUCUCUACUAUUUUAGUAUUCAUAUAUUCGUAUGCAGUUAAACUCAUGUUGGCCUUUCACCUUGCAGACUUAGCUGGAUAGCUAGCUAGCUUCGGAGAACCCAGUCGUGGCGCAACUAAAAGGCGAGAACACGGCGCUUUCGGUCGACGUGAGCACUAACGCCAUGCCGCGGAUUGAAGUUGGCCCACCCAUAGAGCUAACCUCAUCAGGCUAACGCUAGGUGGAUAUACAAGUUCAUAUUUCCCAGUUAGCCCAUUAGAUAAGCCACAACUCAAAGUCGAAAAGGGCCUUUGGCUUUCAUUCUGCACAGUGCUUUCAUUUUUGGAAGCGCAGCGAUAGAUACUAGUUAGCUAGCCAUUUCGUUAAUGAGUAUGCAAAGCUAACACUACCGUCGGGCUUGGUUGUUUACAGUGGUUAGCAUGCAAAUUUCUGCCAGGUACAGUUAGCUCAGAAGCGUGUUCGAGUGCUGUAGAAAUUCACCCUUUCCUUAUUAAACUGAGGUACGUUAUUUUGUGUAUGAAGUAAUUUGCGUUAGCCAGCCUCAUAUUUGCACGUCAGUACAGAUAACAACUGUCAAAAUCGCUUUGAGAAACGAGCGACGUUAAGGUAGUGCACAUCUUGAGUAGGAUUAUAUAGGUUGUCACAGCUGUUGAAAGCCACACAGGUAAACAAGCCUAUGUACGGUUUUGUUUAGUAUUUCAUUGCAAGCUCACAGCGAAUAUCAUUCAACGAUAUCCUGUGCUGUUAUCUGGUCAGGUAUGCGGAUUGAAGCAGUUAUGUUGAACUUUGAUCUUCAAUUAAUUAGCUUUACACAGACACUAAAAAUGUAUUUAUGCUGUUGACCUGGUGCAUAACUAGACAUGCCAUACUCAUGACUGAUGAUCUUUAAGAAAGCACACUAUUAUUUUCCACUACAGCUGAACCACUGCAUCAAGCCACCAGCAGUCUUUGUGAUAGUAUUUAUUUUGAGCCACUAAUGUUAAGCCGCAAAUGCAGUCUAGUAAAGAAGGAUACUGAUGACAUAGUCAGAUCUGAUUGUUAGUUUUAGCAGCACUUUUUUUUUUUUAUAAUUCUACUGACACCUAAUUGGAACCACUUCACUUGAGUGGAUGGGACCAUGAAGAACACUGUCUGAUCUGAACCCGCUUUUACGUAGCCAGAGGAUCUGAUCCAAGCUCAACAGAGAGCCCCAUUGUGUGGACUGAAAACUGAAGAGGAAAGACAUGAUGACACUAAUGAUGGGGAUGAUGAUAAAAAAGGCCCAGUGACAGUGUUAUUCCCACACCAGGAAGGAGAGGAGUGUCACAAGGCUGCAGACAUGAGUCUCCGCCAGCCCACCUCCACACUGGACAGGCUCAGCAGUUUGACCAUUGGGGACUCAGAGCGCAAAUCCUCCACCACACAGCAGAGGGAGCCAACAGUUGACAUCUCCGUUGAGAGUAAGGGUCCCGGUCUUGUCCAGAGAUGUGUGGUCGUGCAAAAGGACCAACUUGGCUUCGGCUUCACGGUGUGUGGAGAGAGAAUCAAGCUAGUACAGAAUGUCCGACCAGGCGGUGCAGCAUUCAAGGCUGGGGUGCAAGAAGGGGACCGGAUCAUAAAGGUUAAUGGCUCGCUGGUGUCUUCCAUGUCCCAUCAGGAGGUGGUAAAGCUCAUCAAAUCUGGACCGUAUGUAGCUAUGACACUACAAGGACCGCCUCCUUCAGCCACCUCUUUGUCCUUGGAGCCACUGCCUACUGACCUCACCUCCAAUCAAAGAACACCUCUGGGUGGGGACACUCCACCCACUCCACCUCCACCCCUGCCCUCAGGACUGGGCAGUGCACCUUCCCAAAGAAUCACUGGACCCAAACCACUGCAGGACCCAGAAGUACAGAAACACGCUACUGAAAUACUCAGGAAAAUGCUGGAGCAGGAAGAGGCUGAACUGCAGGACUUUAUGGAGGAGUGGUUGAGGAAUCCGUCACCAUCACUGGAGGAGCGGAUUGAAAGUGCAAAGAGGAGAGCGCACCAAGUCAGGGUCAAGAUUCAGCAAGAUCAGGAGGGAACAAGGUCGGAAUCAGUCACCAGCUAUGUCAAAGCAGGAGAAGGUCGACUAUCGAUGGAUUCAAGUGAAGGAGACAUAGAGGCCUUUGAGAGUCCCCACUCCUCCCCCUCCCUCUCCUUCAGGAUCCCCCUAUACCGACGGCAGAUCUCCAGCACACACGCCCUGUCCGAUUCGGUUCGAAAGGCCCAGAUCAUCGGCCCUGAGGAAGAUGAUGAAGAGGAGUAUGGCUAUGCAUUUAAUGAGAUGGACGGUCCAUUCCAGGACAUCGAGUUGCUGAAGUCACGACCGGCCCACAUGAUGGUGUUAAUGAGAUACGUCUUUACCCAGCUUCUGGAUCCCAACCCUCUGCUGUUUUACCUGUCUGUGGAGGCUUACCUGGGCUCCAGUCCUAAAGAUGCCCGCGCACUUGCACCUCAGAUCUGCUCCCAUUUCUUGGACCCAGAUGCUCCCUUGAAAAUCAAAGUGCGAGAGGAGUAUCUUACAGAUAUUGAAAGCCGACUUCACGCUCAGGAAGACAUCAGAGGACCCCUGUCGGAGCUGCAGCAGCAGGUGUUGCCAGACAUCCAGGACCAGAUACUAGACUACAGGAACAAGCAGCUGAUGGGUCUUGGCUCGUUGUUUGGAGAAGGAGACCUGCAACACCUUGAUGGAGACCCUGCCAAAGAGAGGCAGGUGGUGGACAGACAAGUCACCGCCCUCUGGGAGAUACUAUCAAAGCACGAAGAGGACAGAAGUUCACCUCUGGCGUCAGCAGUGCUCCUAUAUCUACGUCAUUCUGGUAUCAAGCUCCGAGACUCCAAGGUCUUCCCUGGUCUGAGCAUAGAGAAGGAGAAGUGGCUGGCUUUCUUAAAAACGAAAAAGCUGAGUGGUAUCAAGAAAGAGAAAGAUGGGGAGGAAAAAAAACGAAAUCCCAUCCUGAAAUACAUCGGCAAACCUCGGAGCACAUCCCAUUCCACAUUCCAUGCCCCAUUGUCACCAACCGAAGCCCGUUCUGGUAGUGUCAAGAACAUCAUUCAGCAGUUUGAGAACCAAGCGGAGCCGACAGAGGAGGGCGGCGAUGCUGCCGACCCCCAGAGGCUCUCCUCCAGCAGCCUGGGAGAAGAAAGCAUGGGCAGCCCUAUGGUCUCGGUACGUCUGGCACGCAGCGAGUCAUUGAAGGCUCAGGGAGAAGGCAGACGGCGGGGUGUAGCCUCAGGAUCAGAGUCUGUCCCCCGCUCUCGUAGCGAUGUGGACAUGGAGGACUGUGGCGAGGAGAGGGAAGGGCCGGGUCUCAGGCUGCUGCAGCACAGUACCUCGUCAUCUGCAUCCAGCAGCUCUGCACGGUCUCUAGAGAACCCUACACCCCCAUACACCCCUCGGUCUAGACGCAGCUUUCUGUUUGUUCCUCACUGUACAUCAUCUUCAGAACUGUUCACCACUGAGGUGUCCCACCUACGCACCUUGAGGGUCCUGGACCAGGUCUUUUUCCAGAAGAUGAGGUCUGUGCUGAACUCGGAUGAGCUGGCCUGCAUCUUCCCCAACCUGCCCCAGGUCUACGAGCUCCACGCAAGUCUGUGUGAGACAAUGAAGAAGCGAAGAGAAACUCCCAUUGUGCAGGACAUCGGAGACGUCAUGUUGGCCAGGUUUGAAGGGCCCGCUGGCGACGAGUUCCAGGAGCAGGCGGCCCAGCUGUGUAGCCAGCAGUCUCAGGCUCUGGAGCUCAUCAAGAACAAACAGCGUAAAGACCCUCGCUUCGCUCACAUCAUCCAGGAGUGUGAGGCGAGUCCUCACUGUCGGAGGCUGCAGCUUAAAGACCUGCUUGUGUCAGAGAUGCAGAGACUCACCAAGUACCCGCUGCUGCUGGACAACAUCAUUAAACACACAGAAGCUGGGUCGUCGGACCUGCCCUUGCUCCAGCGUGCCCAAGCUUGUUGCCGAGGGAUACUGCAGACUGUCAACGAGGUCGUAGGGGAAACGGAACACCGGCAGCGUCUCAGCCAAUACCAACGCAGGCUGGACGCUGCUCCCCAGUUCAAGAGUCUGGAUCUCACCACAAAGAGAAUGAUUCAUGAAGGUCCUCUCACCUGGAAAGUUAGCAAAGAUAAACAGAUCGAGAUCCAAGCGCUGCUGCUGUCAGACUGCCUUGUCCUUCUUCAGAGGGGCCCAGAUGACCGGCUGCAGCUGCGAUAUCCAUCCCGCUGGCUGGGUGGAGGCGGAGUGGCCACCGGGGACAGCAAAACCUCUUUUAGCCCUGUGGUGAAGCUGGGCUCACUGCUGGUCCGCUCAGUAGCCACAGACAACAAAGCCCUUUACAUCAUCAGCACCACAGAGAGGCAGAUCUAUGAGCUUGUGGCUGGGACGCCGUCAGAGAAAAACAUCUGGAAAGAUUUACUUGAAAAGGCCGUCUCAUCAGCAGGUGGUUCAUCACCCCUGGUCAAUCACAGAUCUAUCUCUAUGCUUUCCCCCAGUCUACGCAGUGCGUCCCCGGUCUCCACUGGCAGCAGUGUCUAUGCAGACAACUCAAUGGCAGAGCAGUCUGAUUCCAUGCAGACUCAUUCCCCCAGCAACGACAUCGACACGCCUACAGACCAGUCGGAAGCUUUCAUUUGUGCUGAACAACAAACAUUUGGAGUAGCAGAGGCUGCAUUACAUGAUGUUGAAACACUACGCCAGCUCAUAUUACGAGACCUGGAAGAGGAUGGACAGAGCCACGACUCCGAUGACACACCCACCAACGAGACAGCCAAUGAAAGGGGCUCGUUCACCGAAAGACAGCGGCCGGAGUCUUUGGAGACCGUGCUCAACUUCUGCACCGAGGAAUGGGAGUCUGAGCCUGAACAGGUUCCGCCACUGGACACUGAACAACCCACUGUUCAGGUCGUAAGGAAAGCUGUGGUUGCGGGUCCUUCUUCUUCUUCUGUCCCUGAUGAUAUCACCAAUGAUGUCACCUUCCCUUCCGACCAAUCAUCUAAACAGAGAGGCGAGGCCACUACACAGGGGAAUACUUUCUACUUGGUAAUGCCAACAGAGCAGGGAGAGAGCAUCACUGAUGACCUCAACGACCCGCCUACCCCCAUCGCCACUCACUUCCCUCAGCCUCUGGAGGAAGUGAUGUCACCACAGGUUGAGCUGGAGGAGGAAACGCUAGCCUGCGGGUCAGACUUCAAUAUAUCAGAGACUAUGCAACUGGAACAGGAAGAAGAGAAGGGCCACUCGCAGGCUGAGCACCGGAGUCAUGUGAUCAAAAACGUGGAUGAGAUUUUUCACAUGAUCGAGGGGCUGAUGAGCAAGCUGCACCAGCUAAAGGAAAUCGAGAAGGCACACCACAAGCUUUUGAAAACCCUCAGAGAGCCCUCUGUCGGUCAGGUGUCAGAGGACCAACCAUGUCGCCCGGCAGCCGUCUCCAGAACCCCGUCUCUGGAUCACAGCUCAGGAGAGAGCAAAGAUGGAAGUCCAGCAGAACCCAAGAUUCAGUCGACAGGAUUCUGAUGUUGCUCGAGUGGGUUUACUUUCAGUUGCUUAUUCACGAUUGUUGGCAUAUGGACAUACCCAUGUAUCCACUGUCAGACUCAGGCACGCUGGUCCCCCACCCCCUCAUCUCUGCAUGCAUUGGCCAGGGGAGCAGAAUCGAAGAAGGACAUAGUAGCUUUUGUUUUUCUAUUCUCCUGGGGUACCAGGAAGCUGGUCAGACUCACAAGGGGUUUCAGUACAACUUCAGACUUCGACCAGCGCAUGAGGGACUCAACCUGGAAAAAAAGUAUGAAGGAACAAAGAAGCAGAAGACAAGUUGACUGGAGAAUGCAAACGGAAAAGUUGGAAUAAGUUAAAAUGGAAAAAUUACCAAGUUGGAUAUUUGUGAAGGAACAGGAGUUGUAUGUCCUGCUUUUAGGAGCAGGUUAAAGCAACGCUGCAGACCUCUUGAAAUGUUGACUUAAGGAAAAUCCAAGGGACCCAUCACCCCAGCACUUUACCCUCAAUGCAUCCCUCUGUCGUGCACGGCCUCUCUACAGUGGACAGAUCAGGGACUGGAGACGCCUCUAGGGGGACCCCUCCCCCCUCCACUGGUUGCUUUACACUGAGCUCAAAUGCCACUUUGGCCGAAGGACUGUGUCUAUAUAAUUCAGGUUAUUUGCACUGGGUAAGCAAACCAAUGUCACACACACAUACAAGCAUUGUUUAACUGUUUGACUCAUCUCAGACCACCCCCCCACCCCACCCCACCUUGGGAGAAACAGCAGAGUGGCAGUGUUUAAGCUACAAGUACCACAUACUGAUCAUUACAUGGUACAUACCGAUGAUUCACUGUUAAGUUCUGGAAACACUAGUGCACUGCUGACUACUGAAAAGCAGGCAGGUUUUAUUUUCAGCACUGCUUCAGAGGUGCACAGGGAUGGAUCUCAGCGGAUUCACUGUUGUGAUCAUGUAAAGUUGUUCAAAGUCUGGGAAAUUAAGGAUAUUUUGGGGCUCAUUUCAAGAUGGGCAUUGUCGGCGGCAGGUGUGAGGAAACGGCAAAUACAGAUUCAAACUUAAAUUCUGAGCAAAAGCAUGUUUGUUAGUCAUAUUGCUGCCAAAUAUUGCCGCUGACUGUGCCUGUCUUGCACUUUGUGAAUUUUUUUUGCCGUCUUCAUUGUGUUGUGAGUAAAGACCAUAGUAAAUACUGUGAACCCGCAUCUUUUCCCUUUCUCCCAUCCAAUAACCCUGCCAUACAUUGUUUAUAUUACACUAGCCACAUGCAAAGCCAUGAAAUGACUCUUACCAAGUAGUACUCCAAUGACAAACUCCUCUGCACAGAACGACCUGUAUUUGGAGGGGAAAAAAGAAAAGCUUGUGAAAUACACCAGUAAAAAGUCAAGUAUAUGCACAUGGUCAAUGUCAAAAACUAACUGCUAUAUGCAGCUGUUCUGUAAUUGCAGCACAGUUAUAUGAGGCAACUUCAUUUAAAGGAAUAUCUGAACAUUUUGGGAAAUAAGCUUUCCUGCAAGAGUUAGGUGGGAAAAUCAUUAUCACACUCAAACCAGUACGGUAAAUAUGAAGUUAGCUGCUGGUUAGCUUAG
This is a messenger RNA of Monopterus albus (swamp eel), 7502 nucleotides long. RefSeq names its product Rho guanine nucleotide exchange factor (GEF) 11 (gene arhgef11). NCBI's taxonomy places the organism in Eukaryota, Metazoa, Chordata, Actinopteri, Synbranchiformes, Synbranchidae. The coding region runs from base 1744 to 5937 and encodes 1397 amino acids. The record is from RefSeq and is a predicted model, not a curated record. The transcript is spliced from 40 exons. Gene Ontology annotation, biological process: intracellular signal transduction; G protein-coupled receptor signaling pathway. Gene Ontology annotation, cellular component: cytoplasm. Gene Ontology annotation, molecular function: guanyl-nucleotide exchange factor activity; G protein-coupled receptor binding.